GGUACGUCGGACGCGUUGCCAUGGUGACAGGAGCCAGCUCCGGCAUAGGGGCCGCCGUGGCGCGUGCGCUGCUGCAGCGAGGGGUCACCGUCGUGGGGGUCGACCUGCGACCCGACAGGAUGAAGGAAUGGCAACUGAAUGAUUUCACCGGGCAGUUGUAUCCAUUAUACGGAGAUGUCAGUGACGAGGAAAGCAUACUUUCUGUGUUCAAAUGGAUUACUGAUACCUUGGGAGGCGUCGACAUUCUCGUCAACUGCGCGGGAUUGUGUCGCAAUUGCAGCUUGAUCUCUGCUCCAACAUCGGACUGGAAACUGAUGCUAGAUGUGAACUUGCUGGGGCUAAGCAUCUGUACCAGGGAGGCCGUGCAGGACAUGUUCAAGAGAGGUGUCGACGACGGCUUCAUUGUGCACAUUUGUAGUAUCGCCGGUCACGUGCCAAUACACGACGCUGAGUACUCCAUGUACUAUGCCAGCAAGGUAGCUGUGAAAACGCUGCUUGAAGGACUAAGAAAGGACUUGGUUGCUAGGAAGAGCAAUAUACGAGUUGGAUUCUCGAUGAUUAGUGUGCUGCUAUGGGCUGCAGAUGUAACAGCCGUCGAUGCAGCCGCUGAGAUGCUGCGACCCCGCUUCCGCAACCGGCAGGACGCUGAGUCGAACACCGGAAACGUCGCUAGCUGCAACCACGCCCGGCACCGCCGUAGACAGGCGAAGCCCUCAGCAACACCUCUAAUACCAGCCGGAGGAACGCCCCGCAGCUGA
Schistocerca americana (American grasshopper) is the source of this 758-nucleotide messenger RNA. Its product is annotated as dehydrogenase/reductase SDR family member 11-like. The coding region runs from base 21 to 758 and encodes 245 amino acids. The record is from RefSeq and is a predicted model, not a curated record. Gene Ontology annotation, molecular function: 2,3-dihydro-2,3-dihydroxybenzoate dehydrogenase activity. Gene Ontology annotation, biological process: siderophore biosynthetic process. Lineage: Eukaryota; Metazoa; Arthropoda; Insecta; Orthoptera; Acrididae. The transcript is spliced from 5 exons.